GCAGAAUGCAUGGCAUGAACUGACUUUUUGUUCGUAGGAACCUGGCGGAGACUCCGAUCACUCUUAUUUACGACAGCGCAUUUGCAUCCUUGGCGAAUCUUCGAUCAUUAAAUCUCGCCGACACCUUGUUCACCGAUUUAAACGAUGAUGUGCUUGAACCAUUGACGGGUCUGGAAACAUUGGAUUUGUCCGGCUCCAUGAUCGAAAAUGUUUAUGAUUUCGCGUUCGAGUACAUGGCGAAUCUUCAAACCUUGAGUUGGUCUGGCAUGAAGGUUUCGACCAUUACCGAGAAUACGUUUGUCGGCUUGACCUCGUUGCAAAGCCUAGCUCUGGGCGGCGUGGCACUGACCUCGAUUUCACCAAAUGCAUUUUCCAUGCUCACAUCUCUCACAUCGUUAGCGUUCGCUCGCUGCGGCUUUUCCUCAAUCUCAUCCGCCUUGCUGUCCCCGUUGUCGAGUCUAGCAUCUUUCCGCAUUGGAUUCACUCCCAUCCCAGAUAUUCCAUCAGACCUCUUUACAAACCUCGCGGCUCUGACAGACAUCAAGUUCGAGUUUAUGCCAGUUACAAGCCUCCCGGCCAAUGUGUUUGCUGGACUUUCGAGUUUGCAAGAUUUAGAGCUUCGAUCACUUGAACUUUCAAGCUUGCCAGCAUCUGUUUUCGAUGAUCUCACUUCGCUGACGCGGCUGCUUUUGACCGACAACCAACUUACCAGCAUUCCCGUUGACCAGUUCAAAGAUUUGACGGCAAUGACUUGGCUCGGUCUGAUCGGCAACAACCUCACCACGCUGCCUCCAGGUUUGUUCAAAGACCUGCAGCAGCUGACGACAGUUGCCCUGGUGUCCAAUCCAUUCACGGGCGUUGCUCCUCCGAGUACGUACGGCAGUGCCCAAGUCCCCGAAAAGUGCCACUGGCAAUGCGCGACCUGUUUUGGUGCUGGUGCUGGAUCGUGCUGCCCUUCCAACUGUCUCAGUUGCACCGCUGCCAAUGUCUGCACCGCUUGCUAUAGCGCGAGUUACAUUCUGACCGACGGAUACUGUCUCAUUCCUGAGCAGCUGUCCGCCUCGAUAGCUUCAGCCUCUUCUGCAUCGGCGGGUUUGGCCACAUCCGCCUCCAUUGCUUCUGCCACUGAGGCGUCACUUGCGUCGAUGGCAUCCACCUCUGCAGCUUCAAUUGCAUCCAAUGCACCAAACACUGACAGCAACGACUCCUCCCUGUUGCCACUUAUCUUGGGCAUUGUUGGAGGAGCGCUGCUGCUCGCCAUCAUCGUCGCCGUGGUGAUUUGGCGCCGUCGACGAGCCGCCAAGCCUCUGGCUUCUCGAUUGUCGUCGUCGUCGUCGUCAAGUCCAUCCAGCACCAAUGUUUGGGUAGCAAAGGCUAGUCCGGCGGCUGAUCGUUCCAACGCGUACUCGGCCAUCCAUGCGACGCACAACCCAACAUACGAGGCGACUGGCAAUCCCACGUACGAGGACCUCAAUGUCCCCGCCAGCGGCUACGCGGCAUUGUCAGCAGCUGAACCCGUUUACCAAAGCACCGAGACUCCCACCGUGGUGUAUGCCGAGACCUCUACUGCGGCAAAGUCGUCCAACCAUACGUUUGGCGCAAAUCCUUCUGCCACCACCUACGCUGCAAUUGGUUCCACUGCGAACGAACCCGUCUAUCAAAGUACCGAGUCUGCGGGCUCUGCCAACUACGCCAGCCCGGAAAGGACUCCGACCUAUGCGGACACGUCCAUCGCGUCCACGAGCGCUGGUUAUGCGACACCAACUUCGUAUGCCACAAUCUCAUCGGACUGAUCCCUCAGCCAGCUUGCCGUGUUUGUUUGUCACCCCGUUGUUUCUUUUGCGUUGUCUCGUCCGCUCGUUUC
Messenger RNA from Capsaspora owczarzaki ATCC 30864, 1864 nucleotides. RefSeq lists its product as hypothetical. Lineage: Eukaryota; Filasterea; Ministeriida; Capsasporidae. The record is from RefSeq and is a predicted model, not a curated record. The transcript has 12 exons. Gene Ontology annotation, molecular function: protein binding. Gene Ontology annotation, cellular component: extracellular matrix. The coding region runs from base 198 to 1793 and encodes 531 amino acids.